Messenger RNA from Pseudonaja textilis, 3260 nucleotides. It is a transcript of the gene SHQ1, whose product is annotated as SHQ1, H/ACA ribonucleoprotein assembly factor. Gene Ontology annotation, cellular component: nucleoplasm; cytoplasm. NCBI's taxonomy places the organism in Eukaryota, Metazoa, Chordata, Lepidosauria, Squamata, Elapidae. Gene Ontology annotation, biological process: box H/ACA snoRNP assembly. The record is from RefSeq and is a predicted model, not a curated record.
GCGGUAGGCUGCAGCCCGUAGGGAGCCUUAUCGCCGUCAGAGAAUCGGAGGGCUAGAGGCGUAGAAACAAAGCGUGAAAGCGUCUGAAGGUUCCAUGGGCGGCAGUGAUAUUGUUUUUUACUGAUAUUCAUCAUGAUAACUCCGGUAUUUGAACUGAGUCAAGAUCCAGAUUUUCUCACAAUAAUUAUCAAAGUACCUUAUGCACGAGUUUCAGAAUUUGACGUCUAUUUUGAAGGGAAUUCAUUUCGUUUUUAUGCAAAACCUUACUUUCUCAGAUUGACACUUCCUGGAAGAGUUGUAGAAGAUGGAAGAGAGAAAGCAUCAUAUGAUGGUUCAGGGAUAUUUACAAUUCAUCUUCCCAAAGAGACUCCUGGAGAGAAAUUUGAUGGCUUAGAUAUGUUGACAGUUCUCUUAGCACCAAAGAAAUCCCGAUCAGCUAAACCUUUAGUGGAAGAGAUGGGUGCUCCUGAUGAGGAGAACAUGGAGGAAGAGGAGGAAUUUGACUGGGAAAUAGAACAAACCCUUCAGAAAGAUAACAUGGAGGAUUCCUUGUGUCCAUCUUGUUCCUAUGGAUUUGGAAGUCAGAAAUCAGGAGUUUUUAGACGUCUCCAGGAUGAACUUAAUGAAGUUAUUGAUGUUAAAAAUCCAGACAUAACACCUGCAUCUGAACGCAGAGAAAAACGACUUGCAGCAGAAGCUGCUAAAUUUGAUCCUGAUCAUUACCUAGCUGAUUUUUUUGAAGAGGAAGCUAUUCACCGUCUGUUGAACUAUAAGCCCUGGUGGGUUAACGCCUACGAGUUGAUGAUAAAUGCUCAAGAAAGCACUUCAUGGAUUUCUUUUACAGAAGAUGAGAAAGAACAAUUAAGAAAAUUCACUAACAGGACGUUCCUGCUUGAUAAAAGAGCCAGCCAACAAGUCUAUCUGAGCUUAAUUGAUAUACUUUUAGCAUAUUGCUAUGAGGUCUGUGCCACUGAAGGAGAAAAUAAUGUUGAGUCACCAUGGAACAUACGAAAAUUGAGCUCAACUUUAUGCUGGUUGGAGACUUUUACUAGCAUUUCGGAAGUCCUUACAUCCUUUGGAAGAAGAGUUUUGUGCUACCCACUUUAUAGACACUUCGGUUUAGUGAUACGAGCCUUGAAUGAUACGAUAAUGAUAUUGAAAUUAGGUAAAAGUGCUGUUUUGAAGUGUCUGCUAGAUAUUCACAAGAUUUUUCGGGAGAAUGAUCCUGCAUAUAUUCUCAAUGACCUUUACAUCACAGAUUACUGCAUUUGGAUUCAAAAAGCUAAGUCAAAGAAGUUGGCAGCGCUCGCUGAAUGUGUGCAGAAAGCAGAGCUGAGUAAGGAGGACUUGGGUCUCGAAUUAAAUGAGCUAGAAACAGCUGCACUUCUGGUACACGAGGAAGAGAAAGAGUUAAAAGCAACUGACGCAGACAAUUCUGAGCAGCAGCUGCCGCCUCCCUCUCAAGAAGAAACCAGUGAAUUCGAGGAUUCGGGCAGCACUUCAUCAUACGAGACAGAAGUCUCUGAUUCGGAUGAACAAGAGUCCUCAGCCAGUGAAGAUGGGAAAAUAAAUCCUUCACAAUGCACACUCCUAGAGGAAAGGACAGUCCCACUUAUUGACAAUAAUGGAUUAAGGCAAGACACGGGCACUUUGACACUGGAGGGUAGUAAUGAAAAAUCAAAGCUUUCUGUACGGUCUACUUCUGUUUCGGGAGAACUGAUAGAGGAAUUAGAAAAGCAAAUGCAGGCAGCAGUAAGGCUGACAGAGAUGCCUGAAACUGCACCUUCUCUAAGGGAUGAUGGCCAGGACUGCAGCAGCUCUUCGCAAGAGAUGGGAACCAACUGCACAGCACAGCCUGGAGGAUCCUAAUUACAAGGAACAUUUUACCAGAUGGAUCCUAACGAAAAGGAAAAUUUCUUGGAGGUGAUUCCGAAGUUUUGGGUAUUACAGAUGAAGCUUCUUAGACAAUAAUUAGGUAGAAUUUGUUAAUACAUGCAAGCAAAACUAUAUUUUUUAAAAAAUAUGGGUGUCCCUCAUCAAGAUCUUCAUGAGAUAAAGGUGUUCUAAAUAUAUAACUGUAAUCCAGUCUAAUUUAAUUUUGAUACCUAAGAUAAGAUUUUUCUAUAUUCUUAGCAUUACAAUAGUUUAAUUGCAUUAGGAAAGUAUAAAAUAUGGAAAAAAGUUACUGGUUUCUGGAAAAAAAGUAUGCUUAACUAUUUUUGUAUUUUAAAAUUUUGUUAACAGCUUAAUAUCUUGUUUAGUUUGAGGUGCUUGUGCCUGAGUAGAAGUAAAAAGCAUUGUAGUUUCCAGAUAUUUGCAUGUAGUAUCUUUGACAUUCAAGUUGAUUUCUAUAUGCAGCAUAUUCAAUACCUGUUCAGAUGAAUGGUAAUAAUAUUUCCCAUUACUGAAUUUUGUGGAAUUUACUGGGACUUACAGCAGGCAGUGAUGGGAAAGAGAUUGGUUCAGUUAAUAUCUUACUAUGAACCGAUCUAAAUUCAAUUCUUUAAACAAUACACAAGUUGGAAUCCAGAUAUCUCAAUAUUUAUUUUUAUGCAAAUUAUGCAAUGUAAUUGUCUUAUCAAAAAUCAAACAUAAAUUAGGUUGUGUGUGUAUGCUUAGAUGUAUCUUAGAGUGUGUAUGAUAUAUAUUGAAAUAUUUUAUUGUGAUCAUUCACCACCACAGGGGAAAUCAUUAUGCGGGUAUCUGAGACUGAAUCAACAAAGUUGGGAUAGUUAGGAGAAAUACAUGUAAACAUUAGUGACUAAAAUCAAUAUUAAAAACAGCUAUUUGUUUUAGCUACUCAUGUGUGACAAAAAAGAGAAGGAAUUGGUAUGUAUUCCCUUUGGAUAUAUAGUCAAAAAUUCCCACCUUAUCUUAUAUAUAUUUGGAUGAAUGAGAAUUGUAAGUACAAAUAAGUUCAUACCAAUCUUUGCUAAAAAUAUAAAAAUAAGAUUAGGAAACUUAAAAACUAGGAUGGGGGGAUCAAAACUCAUGGAGAGUAAAAUUGAUAGAUUUCUAUCCAUAAAAAUCCUCAUUUGUGAGAUGUGACUAUAUUUGGCAAUAUUAUUUUAGAACAGCUGAUUAUUAAACAUAGAUUGUAGAUUAUCUUUAUGCUACUGAUCUGAUCUAUGACUCAGCUGGAGAACAUGUGAUUUGCUGGCUAAAAUGCAGAUCUAAACUGUAGGAAAUAAUAUCAUUGUAAUUAGGCCAGUGGCUUAAUAAAAGAUAGGUGUAAUUGAAGAGCAGUGAUGAGCAUUUUU